Centruroides sculpturatus (bark scorpion) is the source of this 665-nucleotide messenger RNA. Its product is annotated as serine/threonine-protein kinase MRCK alpha-like. NCBI's taxonomy places the organism in Eukaryota, Metazoa, Arthropoda, Arachnida, Scorpiones, Buthidae. The record is from RefSeq and is a predicted model, not a curated record. Bases 1 to 645 code for a protein of 214 amino acids. The transcript is spliced from 5 exons.
AUGGCAUUGGGUACUGCAUUGGUCCUUUUGCCUUUUCGAGAUUCGUGCUCUUCGAGGAUCUUCACUUUAAGAGCAUCUGGAUUUGGCAGAUUGUCGCGGGAUUCAAUUGCACAGCGAAAGUUUUCCAAGCUUUCUUGUGUUGGGACCAGUUCUGCAUCUAGUCAUGAUCAAGUAGAUAUUGAAAAUCAUAACUUAUUUCAACAGAAAAUAGAAAAAUUAGAGCAAGAAAAGAGAGAUUUAUUGAAAAAAGUAUAUGAUUCUGCAAAAAACCAUAAAUUAGAUUUAAAUGAAGAUAUAAAAGGAAUUAAGAGCAACUAUACAGAAUCAGAAAUAAGGAAAUUACAAGAUGAAGUAAAUACUUUAAAGAAGAAAAAUUCUGAAAUGGAAUCUGAAUUGAGGAAGAUGUAUCAACAAAGAGAAAUAAUUAAUGGAAGACAAGAAUUAGAUUCUAUUCAAGAUGAUAAAUCUCUCCAGUAUAAAGAAAUGGAGAAAUCUUUAAGAUAUUUAAAGACAGAAAAAGAAGAUAUUCAUAGAGAUUUAAUAGAAGCACAAGAAAAAUUAAAAUUACAGAAUAAAGAAAUUAAGGAUGCUUUAGCACAAAGGAAACUUGCAAUGACUGAAUAUACUGAGAUUAGUGAUAAGUAAGAAACAUUAAAAAUUUUCAU